This is a messenger RNA of Gallus gallus (chicken), 895 nucleotides long. It is a transcript of the gene ANKRD66, whose product is annotated as ankyrin repeat domain 66. Bases 26 to 637 code for a protein of 203 amino acids. Lineage: Eukaryota; Metazoa; Chordata; Aves; Galliformes; Phasianidae. Gene Ontology annotation, molecular function: protein binding. The record is from RefSeq and is a predicted model, not a curated record. The transcript is spliced from 3 exons.
GCCCCGCGCCGCCGCUGCGCGCAGCAUGACGGAGCUGCACCAGGCCGUGGCCGCGGGGCACUACGCGCGGGCGGAGCGGCUGCUGCGGGCCGAGCGCUGCGAUCCCAACCAUAAGGACGCGGAUUGGGCCGACUGGACCCCGCUGCAUUGGGCCGCCGCCAGGGGUAAGGGCAUCGAUGGCAACGAGCGCCGUCACCGCGAGCACCGGAGCCCUUCGUCCCCUCGCGGGCACGUGGCGAUGCUUCGCCUGCUGCUGAGCCGCGGGGCCCGGCCGUGGCUGCGCAACGCUGCGGGAUGGACCCCGGCCCACUGCGCGGCCGAGGCGGGGCGGCUGGCGGCGCUGCGCACCCUGCACGCCGUGCACGCCCCUAUGGACGCGGCCGACCCCUUUGGGGACACCCCCAGGAGGCUGGCGCAGAUCUACGGGCACGCCGAGUGCGUCAGCUUCUUGGAGACAGCAGAGGUGGAGAGCAGAAAGUACCGCCAGACAGCCGCGAUGAGGGGAAUGCCUUUGGACCAGGUGGAUGAAGACUGGGAACUCAAGAAAGAGGAGCUGGAGAGAAACCCACCGUGCGCCCGGCGCAGCAAUGCAGCCUCUGCUCAGAAGAAGGUGCAGAGGAAGAGAAGGAAGCAGUAGUGUCACUGCGUGGCUGGGGCUGCUGAGAACUCGCAGUGCAGAGCAGAGGCACUGGAGCGUCUCAGGGGGGAACCCAGAUGGGCAGCAGCAGAGAUGGCCGCCAGGAUGCGUCUCUGUGAUGCGCUGCAUGUGCUGCUGUGGUCAGGGGGUGGGUAGGAGCGUUUCUGCCUGCCCAUCUGGGUGUCUGUGUGCAUCAGGUCUCAAGUAUCGGAAUACUGCAGAAGGUGUUUAAAUAUACAAAUUAAGUGCUCUAAUCCA